Molecule: messenger RNA, 702 nt
Organism: Camelina sativa (false flax)
Lineage: Eukaryota; Viridiplantae; Streptophyta; Magnoliopsida; Brassicales; Brassicaceae
Product: serine rich endogenous peptide 14
Source: RefSeq, a predicted model, not a curated record
AUAAAUUUAAACAGAACAGGACGUGAGCCAAGAGACUUUCUCGUAUGUAAACUUAAAAACGCGUUGAAUAGAAGAAAUGUAGUUGGCGGCUACUUGUACAUUUAAACGAUGCUUAUCUUCUUACAUCUGAAGGAUGUUUUUCUAUUAUUAUUUUUGCUGAUACUAUAUAAGUCAUGAGAUGGUCUUGUUAUGUAGUUGUGACUUGUGAGAGAGUUGGAAACACUUAACAAAAUGGCUGUCAAAACAUCAAAUUCAGUUGCUCUUCUUCUCUCAUUGUUUCUUCUGAUUUUAUUUGUUCCCUCACAAGUUGGAGUAGCCGAAGCCAACCGCCACCUACGUAAAAAUUUGCGUUUGGAUUGCGAUUACAAUCUUUCUCCUCCUCCUAACAUGGCACCUCCAAUAUUUGUACCACCUUCUAGAUCAUCCAAAGGAAAAGGCCCAUAAACAAUCUUCGUUUUGCUCAAGUAGAGAAGAAGUGUGAUCAAGAUUACAUGUACAGCGUGAAAGAAGAACGGUCAACAUUAUGUAAAAAGAACCAAACGAAGAAAAGAAAAACAAUAACAAUGAAAAGUCAAGAUUAAUAUGUCUCAUACAAGUUUGGACGACCAGCUUUUCAGAUCAUGUUGGAUUAUAUAAACCAUACAGUUUGUAUAUAUGAUUAUGUUUGUAUGCUAUAUAAUAAAGUAUCUAUAGAUAAAACUA